UUUUUUUUUAUCCUUCAUAACAAUGACUUUACCUACUUGGACACGUACUCGACUCACUAGUGCCUUGAAAAUCAAAUACCCUUUGGUAUCAGCACCGGCAGCAGGUCAUACAAGCAACAAUCUUAUCGCUGCUGUUUCCAACUAUGGAGGAUUAGGUUCAUUAGGUGCUGCCAUGUUACCUACUGCGGCAUUACGUUCCAAUAUUCGUGAAAUCCAAGCCAUGACUAGUCAACCAUUUGCCGUGAAUCUAUUUUGUCGUAUGCAAGAAGCACCUACUGAAGAUGAAUUACAACAACCAUACCAGCCUGAUAUUACACUCAAUAAUGUUCGUCGUCAACUCUCCAUUCCAACACCUUCAAAAUACACUCUUCGUUCACCACCUCUCAUAGAUCAAGUUCAAGUUAUUUUGGAAGAAAAUGUCAAGGUGGUAUCAUUCACUUUUGGUUAUCUACCUGAAGAUCUUACUCAGCAACUUUGGCAACAAGGUGUAUAUAUUAUAGGUACGGCUACUACUGUGCAAGAAGCGCUCUUUUUGGCAGGAAGUUCCAACGCAUUACGUAAGGUGGACUGUGUAGUUGCUCAAGGAUUAGAAGCUGGAGGUCAUCGUGGUUCAUUUUUACCUACAACCAAGGAAGGCGAUGCGAAUCAACAACAACUUUCGACCCAAGAGUUAUCAGUUGCUGUUCGACAAGCACUCAAGGAUAGAGAAGAUAUUGCUGUUGUAUCAGCCGGAGGGAUCAGUUCUGGAAAAGAAGCCGCCGAUUAUCUUACAAAAGGAAUGGAUGGAGUGGUGAUGGGUACCUUAUUUAUGUUGUCUACGGAUUCAUCGACACCAAAACCUCAUCGACAAGCUCUUUUGACUGAUACUCAACCAACUCGACUAACUAGGGCUUUGACUGGAAGAUGGGCUCGUGGAAUUCCCAACUCAUUGAUGGAUACUUUGGAAAAGCUGGACGAUACAACGAUUCCUACGUAUGAUAUUCAUUCAUCAAGAACAAAGGAUAUUGUUAAUUAUGCCACUGAAAAAGAGAUUCCGGAUUACAUGCUGCUUUUGUCUGGUGAUCGUCAUUUGGCUGGUGCAAAAUAUACAGAAAAUGGGACAUUAUCGGCUACUCAACUCAUGGAAAAGUUAGUCAAGGAUAUCAAUGCUGUUUCAUCGUAGUUUUAGUUUAGUAUAUGAUUGAAUAAAAAAAUAAAUUAUUUUGAAAAUGAA
Halteromyces radiatus is the source of this 1213-nucleotide messenger RNA. RefSeq names its product 2-nitropropane dioxygenase. The record is from RefSeq and is a predicted model, not a curated record. NCBI's taxonomy places the organism in Eukaryota, Fungi, Mucoromycota, Mucoromycetes, Mucorales, Cunninghamellaceae. The transcript has a single exon. Gene Ontology annotation, molecular function: nitronate monooxygenase activity. Bases 23 to 1162 code for a protein of 379 amino acids.